Syngnathoides biaculeatus (alligator pipefish) is the source of this 1764-nucleotide messenger RNA. RefSeq names its product cerebellin 2b precursor (gene cbln2b). Gene Ontology annotation, molecular function: protein binding. The transcript has 6 exons. The record is from RefSeq and is a predicted model, not a curated record. The coding region runs from base 327 to 923 and encodes 198 amino acids. NCBI's taxonomy places the organism in Eukaryota, Metazoa, Chordata, Actinopteri, Syngnathiformes, Syngnathidae.
CAGCAGAGACUUCCGGCGUCAAGAUAAAAGCUUAAAAACAAACAAACAAAAAAUAAUAAUAAUAAUAAAAAAUACGCAGGGCUACAGCUUAGCCGGUACUUUCGAAAGAUUCCAUUCCAAAAGGUCUGCGGUCCAUCUCGAACUUUUACCAUCUAAGCGCUCAGCUCAGUCAGUGAGAGGCAGAGAAGGAACCAGCAGCAUGGAGUGCGCAGGAUGUACAUCAACCUUCGUGUGACUUUGAGUACUGCCUUCUCCCAAAAUCCAAGUAAGGUGCACAGGAAGGCGGGGAGACGCGGACUCAGAGGGUGUUUCAGAGAUCAGCGACCAUGCUGCCAGCGCGCUGCCCGGGACUGGCCCUCCUCCUCCUCCUCCUGGGGUGCGCCGUGGCUCUUUGCCUCGGCCAAAACGACACGGAGCCCAUCGUGUUGGAGGGCAAGUGUCUCGUCGUGUGUGACUCGAACCCUUCCUCGGACGGAGCGGUCACGUCCUCGCUCGGCAUCUCGGUGCGCUCUGCCGGGGCCAAGGUGGCUUUUUCGGCCGUGCGCGGCACCAACCACGAGCCGUCAGAGAUGAGCAACACCUCCAUGACCAUCUACUUUGAUCAGGUUUUGGUGAACAUCGGCAACCAUUUUGACCUGAAGGCCAGUGUUUUCCAGGCGCCAAGGAGGGGGAUAUAUAGUUUUAGCUUCCACGUGGUGAAGGUCUAUAACAGACAAACCAUUCAGGUAAACCUGAUGCAAAAUGAUUACCCAGUCAUAUCAGCUUUUGCCGGGGACCAGGAUGUGACGAGGGAGGCGGCCAGUAAUGGAGUACUGCUGAUGGUGGAGCGGGAGGACCGUGUCUAUCUGAAGCUGGAGCGAGGCACCCUCAUGGGCGGUUGGAAAUACUCCACCUUCUCAGGCUUUCUGGUCUUUCCUCUAUAAUCUGACCUUGGAUGUGACUCUGCUUGGAAUGACAACAACAACAAAAAAGAACAACAUGAAAUUUAUUUUGAACUCCAAGAACUUGUCAGCCAAGGAAGUCAACGACAAAAUUCCUGAAUAUCCUCAACAUCCUCCAUCCUCCUCCUCUGCGUCCUCCUCCUCCCAUCAGUUUACUAUCUAGUCCAAUAUGACCCUUGGAGAUCCAAAAAUAUUCACAUCCAUCAACUUGUACUCACCAGGAUGUCGUGGUGGUGUCUUUUGGAUUUGGGCUGGUUUGGGAAACUUUGCCAAAAAAGGACAAAUUAAAGGAAGAGAGGACAUGACGUGGACGAGGCCACGCGUGUGUUAUGCUCUAUUUUAAGUUUUGUAUAGCCUUAAAGAAUAUAUGGUUUCCGUCUAAGUGAAGUUUAUGGAAUUAUGGACAAGCUGAGAGUGAAGUGCUUUCACGCCCAAAGCCGUCUUUUGCACGAAUGGAAGUUUAUUUUUCUUUCUUUUUUUUCAAUGUUUUGUGCUGUCAAUGGUGUUACGUUUGGAUGCUGAAAAUAAGCCAAAUUUGGGCCACAGGAAGAAGAAUUAUUUACGAAAAGAAGAGGACACCGAAAACGACUUUACUUGGAGAGCCCCUUUUUGCUGAAAAAAAAAGGAAUGAUUCUAUAAUUUUUAAAGUACAUUAUUCACAUGAGUGUGUUUGCGCAAUCUGCGUAUAGCUUUUGAUGGAUUUAAUGUUCAGUGACAUUGCUCACUAAAUGUAAACUGUGGAAACAAUAGACGAAUCCCUAUAUAUGUCCCGCUUAAUAAACUAUAUUGUAUUGUAUAGACUAAGCGUAUAUCUUUUAUUCAA